AUGUACAGAUGUUUCAAGACUUCAUCGACAGAGGAGGAACGUAAGUAUCCCGGUCUGGACCUUGACGUCACGAAAUUUGCGGAUUGGACGGAAGAGGAAAUGAUUCAGUACCUGUCCGGAAAUCUUCGAGAACUACGAUUCGAUGGGCCGCGGUUUGAAGGAACCCCACAGCGGGAUGGUUUCAAAAGACCGGCCGAGGUAGAUUGGGCAAAAGCCGGAAAACUCACGCCGGUUAAGGACCAAGGGCAAUGCGGUUCGUGUUGGGCAUUUGCUACGGUGGCGUCCGUUGAAGCCGCAAACGCUAUAAAAACCGGCAACCUGACAAGGCUCAGCGAACAGGAGAUGGUCGACUGUGACACGCAGAACAAUGGUUGUCAAGGUGGAUAUCGGCCGUAUGCGAUGAGAUUUGUGCAGCAGAAGGGCCUGAUGAAGGAAGAGCAGUACCCUUACGUAGGAACCCAUCAAAACACCUGUCUUCUUAAACCGGAUACGGUACGAGCGCCAAAAAGGGAUGUUCAGGAGCGGGUUUUCAUACAAAGCCAUCGUAUGCUCUCAGCUAACGAAGAGGUGAUUGCCGAUUGGAUUGCAUCCAACGGUCCCGUCACAUUCGGUCAGUUCCUUACAGUCAUGAACGUGCGAAGACUCCAUGUACAGCUACCGAAGCGGUAUCUUUGCCCCUACAAAGACAGAUUGCGAGAGAAUGGUCAACCAUUCUGGCUUGUAAAGAACUCAUGGGGUACACGAUGGGGACAAGCUGGAUAUUUCAAGUUGGCCCGUGGCCAAAACGCUUGCGGUGCUGCAAAUUCGGUAGUGGGUCCAGUUAUGUGA
This is a messenger RNA of Ostertagia ostertagi, 828 nucleotides long. Lineage: Eukaryota; Metazoa; Nematoda; Chromadorea; Rhabditida; Trichostrongylidae. The record is from the annotation of a GenBank genome assembly.